AUGGCCAUGUGUAUCAGGGUUCAAUUUUUCCCACCCCCUGCUUGUAAUGCUUUUGUUUAUCUGGUUCCUUUUAUGACCAUGUCUGGAACAUCCAUGUCUCGUCCUCAUGUUGCUGGAGUUGUUGGUCUUCUCAAGACUCUCCAUCCUACUUGGAGCCCAGCAGCCAUUAAAUCUGCAAUAAUGACAACUACCAGGACAAGGGACAACGCUGGCCACAUCAGACCAAAUCGUGCCAUGGAUCCCGGGUUGUUGUAUGACUUAAGCUUGAAUGAUUACCUAAACUUUCUUUGUGUCUCUGGCUAUAACCAGACUCUGCUAAAGGCGUUCUCUGGUGCUCAUUAUCGUUGUCCUGAUAUAAUAAACAUCAUGGAUUUCAACUACCCUAUAAUGACAAUACCAAAACUUUAUGGGUCAGUUAGUUUGACACGAAGGGUGAAAAAUGUUGGGUCACCAGACACUUACAGAGCAAGUCUGAGAGCACCAGCAGGUCUUUCGAUCUCUGUGAAGCCAAAUGUGUUGAAAUUUGACAAGAUUGGUGAAGAGGAGAGCUAUAAGUUGACGGUGGAAGUAACAAGCCCAGCAUGUAUAUAUACCAAGUCAUUGGGAAUUCUAGUUUCGGUGCCACGCCACAUGUUGCUGCAAUAUUGUUCAAACACACACUGCGUUGGGAAUGAGAGCUGGAUUGCCAAAAGCAUUGUGAACAUGAGUCAAGGAAUUGUGCGUUAUAUGGGCAAUCAAGGUUGGGCACCAAUGAGACAGUUGAGAGACCGAACUCAAACUCUCAAGCAUCAAAGAAUGUCUUGUAGUAAAAGUCAUCUGUUGGGUCUUGGUAUGGCACGAACAGCUCAGAAAUGUACCCUUUGUAUAACACUCUACCAGACUUGUGCAAAUCGCAUAUGGAGGCCAGUGAUAUCAAAAGUCCGGCUCGUGGCGGUAUUCAGUCUUAUUAGCGGUGGGUACUGGUGUAAUAUCCCGAUCUUCAUACUGAAUGAUCGUCGUGAACUCAAUAUUGUGAGUCCACUGAUAAGCCUCACCCAGAUAUUGAGGCUGCUUUCAUUCAUGAAGCAUUCCACCCUCACAGUCCUAUUGUUCUGGGCUUCUACAAACUACCCCGAGGUGAAAGACGAGCACACCAUCUCUGAGAGGUUCAACCCUCUCUUCUUCACUGAAUCGAUGAAGGGACCGUACUUCCGUGGCAGAGCUAUGGCAUUGUUCUGUUCAUCAACGGAUAGGCUUGUGUUCGUGGAGCAAAUCAACAUUGGCCAACAAGAGCAACCACGACCAACAAGAACAUCGACAAGCAGUUUGACCAACAACGAUUUCAAUGAUGAGCUAAGACCGAUACGUUGUCAUGUUUUUGUUAGGAGGCAUGUUACUGUUGUUGGGAGGCAUGUUGCUGUUGUUGUUGGGAGACAUGUUGUUGGUUUUGCAAGAGCAUAUGGUGUUUUUGGCUACGGAUUAUGGCAAUGGCCAAGGCCUUGCGAGGGACAGUUGUGGUGUUUGGUUUGGAUUGCAUUCGGGGAUGGCAUCCUUCUCAGGAUCAUCGAGGCUAAUUGGAUGCUGAGGUGCGUCGGACACCACCGCUUGGAAGGAGAAGAGCUUGAAAGAAGAGAAAGUUUCAUGGUGGAAGCCAUGAUGAGGAUGAAGCCCUGGCUUGUUAUGCCAUCUUUGAAGCCAAUAAACUUGUUUUCAGCACUUGAUCUCAUGUGGGACAUUAAACCUGAAUCGACCAAUGCUGUUCUAGCACUUGGCCUCCCGGACCCAAUGUUAGCAUGGUUUGAGAUAUAG
Molecule: messenger RNA, 1788 nt
Organism: Sphenostylis stenocarpa
Lineage: Eukaryota; Viridiplantae; Streptophyta; Magnoliopsida; Fabales; Fabaceae
Source: the annotation of a GenBank genome assembly